AUGUUGAUGGCUUUGCAGGAGUUAAGAGAGGCGGGAUUUGUGGAUGAAACAGUUCAGCUCCGAGAAGGAAUGCUCCCUGAUGAACGGAUCAAAAGCAUUGUUUCUUGCGAGGAUAAAUCUGAUGAGGACAGUGAUGAGAAUGAAGAUGAAGUUAUCAAGUUGAAACCAUGGUUAGAUCCAAAAGCUUUAGCAGAUGCUUUGAGUAAAUGGAGCCCUGAAGUUGUGUCAACUUUGGAAGAUGCAAAAUUCGUCUGGACUACUCGUUUGGUUUGUAAGAUCCUCAGAAACUUGAAAUCUCCUGAAACAGCUUGGGAUUUCUUCUGUUGGGCUGCUUAUCAGUCAGGAUUCACUCACGAUGUUUACACAGUACAGCGAAUGAUAACAGUAUUAUUCCGGCAUGGGAAGGUUGAGCUGGUUGAUCAGCUCAUAGCAAAGAUAAGAAAUGAAGGGAUGGAAUUGCCGCUUAGUAACAUCAGGUUGAUAAUCGAGUUCUAUGGAGUUUCUGUCAAGAACCAGUUGAUCCCCAAUAACUCGAGUUGUUGGGAGAAGAUCUUCCGUGAGGAUAGAUUACUUUGUGGUUACAUACACGAAUUCAACUUGAUGAUUCUGUAUUCAGCCCUCUUGCGAACUCUGACCAAUUGCAAGAGAGAGAUGCUCAGUUGUGGGAUAUGCCCUGAUAGUCAAACUAUUUCUGCGUUGAUGUACCAUUUCGGGUUACAAGGAGAUGUCAAGACAGUGUGUAAACUGUUUAUGACUGUGAGACAAAAUGGUGUUGCUAUAGAUGGUUAA
Molecule: messenger RNA, 789 nt
Organism: Linum trigynum
Lineage: Eukaryota; Viridiplantae; Streptophyta; Magnoliopsida; Malpighiales; Linaceae
Source: the annotation of a GenBank genome assembly